Messenger RNA from Sitodiplosis mosellana (orange wheat blossom midge), 1478 nucleotides. Its product is annotated as mantle protein-like. Bases 34 to 1299 code for a protein of 421 amino acids. The record is from RefSeq and is a predicted model, not a curated record. The transcript has 14 exons. NCBI's taxonomy places the organism in Eukaryota, Metazoa, Arthropoda, Insecta, Diptera, Cecidomyiidae.
AUAACAGUUGAAUCCAAAUCAAACGGUGGAAAAAUGAAGUUUAUGGUUGUGUGUAUGUGCGCCCUCGUGGCUAGCAGCAUGGCUGCAACUAAGAUCAAGCGAGGCAUCUUCGGAGAAGCUGGUGGUAAUGGUGGUCAUGGUGGUCAUGGUGGUCAUGGUGGUCAUGGUGGUCAUGGUGGUGAUGGUGGACAUGGUCUUAGCCAAGGCUACGACCAAGGAGCAUCGUUGGAUUAUCAACAAUCAUCAGGCUACCAACAGGACUUUGGACAAUCAUCAGGCUACGAAGCCCAACAGAACUUUGGACAAUCAUCAGGCUACCAAGCCCAACAGCACUUUGGACAAUCAUCAGGUGGCUACAACUAUGAAGCACCACAGCAUCAUGUGCGAACCGUUGAAAAAAUCGUUUAUAGAGAUCGACCAGUGCCACAACCCUACCCAGUGGAGAAAAUAGUUGAGAAAAUCGUCGAUCGCCCAGUCGAAGUUAUCAAGCACGUUCCACAACCUUACCCAGUUGAGAAAAUCGUUGAGAAAGUCGUCGAUCGCCCAGUCGAAGUUAUCAAGCACGUCCCACAACCUUACCCAGUUGAGAAAAUCGUUGAGAAAAUCGUCGAUCGCCCAGUCGAAGUCAUCAAGCACGUCCCACAACCAUACCCAGUUGAGAAAAUCGUUGAAAAAGUCGUCGAUCGCCCAGUUGAAGUUAUCAAGCACGUCCCACAACCUUACCCAGUUGAGAAAGUCGUAGUUAAAACCGUCGAUCGACCAUAUGAAGUCAUCAAGCACGUCCCACAACCUUAUCCAGUCGUCCAAACUAAAGUCGUCGAACGUACAGUACCACAACCAUACCCAGUUCAUGUUCCACAGCCCUAUCCAGUUGAGAAAAUCGUUGUCAAACACGUUGAUCGUCCAGUAGCUGUGCCUCAUCCAGUACCACAACCUUACCCAGUUGAAAAGGUCGUCCACGUUCCACAACCAUACCCAGUAGAAAAAUUGGUCGUUAAACAUGUUGAUCGUCCAGUCCAUGUCCCUCAACCAUACCCAGUAGAAAAAAUUGUUCAUGUGCCACAACCUUACCCAGUUGAAAAAGUGGUCGUGAAGCACAUUGAUCGGCCAGUUCCAGUCCCUCACCCAGUACCUCAGCCAUACCCUGUAAAAGAAAUUGUUGUCAAAGAGGUGCCAGUCGUUAAGCAUGUGCCAGUUCCAGUUCACCAUCAUCAACCACAGCAAUACACUAUUCUCUUGCAAAACCAACAAUCACAUGGUUGGGCUGCACAACGAUCAAACUACGGAUGGUCAGGGUAAAAGGCGUCCGACUAGCUGUGAUCAUAAAAUAUAAAACGCAACUCUCGAUCGUUUCAACAAACACCUUGAGACUUCGUUUUUCUUUUGCUGUUAUUUCUUUUUAUGAUGAUUUUUUAUGCAACGUUAAAAGCAAAAUGUGAUGAAUAAAACGUUUAAAAUUGGAAAAAACUAAUAAUAAA